ACCAUUCAAAAUGAAAUCUGGUAACUCUCUCAAGUUUUCACCUCCAUAGUAGAUCUAAGAAGGUAAUUUUGUGCAUAUCUGUGAUUUUUCUUCCAAGUUGAAAAUUGUGAAGCUCCACUUCUCCAGAUGGAGAACAAGAACAAUAAUGAGGAAAGUGAAGGUGGGGUUAACAGUUUGAGUGAAACUAAUAUGAGUGAAGCUUUAUGUAUUUGUUGUGCAUUGUGGAUGGAGAAAAUUGAUUCUAUGAUGGAAGCGAUGAAAGUAAAAGAUGAAAUGGUAGUGGAUUCUUUAGUUGAUUCUUCCCCUACACUUGAGGAUUCCAUUGCAAAGUUAGUUUCAAUGCCUAAUUUAAUUAAUGGAAGUCGUGAAAUCUGUUUUGCUUGCACUUUGAUCGAAGAUUCUCAAAGGAGAAUAAUUAGUCAUUGACUUGGAAAGUAAGUAUGGAUUGCUUCCUUCCGAAAGGACAUCCACUAUAGAGAAGUUGGGUAUAUUUCUCUAUACAUUGAGUUUAGGAGCCUCAAACCGGCAAGCGCAAGAGCGAUUUCAACAUUCUGGUGAAACCAUUAGUAGAAUUUUUAAAGAAGUCUUAGAUGCUAUGGAUGGCUUGUCAAGGGAUAUAUUAAGACCAAGAGACCCGGAAUUUAAGGAAAUUCCCUCCCAAAUUGUCAAUGAUACUCGAUAUAUGCCACAUUUUAAGGAUUGCAUUGGAGCAAUUGAUGGUACUCAUAUAGACAUAAUUGUUUCCGAGGAAGAUCAAUUGCGCUAUAGAGGAAGGAAAGGGACACCCACCGUUAACGUAUUAGCAGCUUGUGACUUUGAUUUACUUUUUACGUAUGUGUUAAGUGGGUGGGAGGGAUCUGCUCAUGAUUCUGGAAUUUUCCUCGAUACGAUCAGUAAUUCAAGUCUAAAUUUUCCAAAACCUCCUGCAGGAAAAUAUUACUUAGCUGACAAAGGAUAUCCCCAAAGAGAAGGGUAUUUGACCCCUUACCAUAAGACAAGGUAUCACCAAUCAGAAUUUCGUGGUGCAAACCCAAGAGGAGAACGAGAAAUUUUUAAUCGAGCCCAUUCCUCUUUGAGGAGUUGUAUUGAAAGGGCUUUUGGCAUUUUAAAGGCACGUUGGAAGAUACUAAAAGAACUACCAAUGUAUUCGCCACAAGAUCAAAAUCGAAUAAUUUGUGCUUCAUGUGCAUUGCAUAAUUACAUUAGAAGAAGCAACAUUCCCGACCCAGCUUUUGUGAUCAUAGACAGAGAUCCAAACUUUAUUCCUCCCGAAGUACAAGUAAAUGCUGAUAGUAAUUCCGUGCAAGAGGCUCGUCGUUUGAGUACUAACGAGAUGACAAAGGUUCGAAAUGACAUUACUACUAGUUUGAUGGAAAGUAGACGAUCUACACGUCGACGUCGUAUUUCUUAAGCAUUUGGUUUAUUUGUUUGAAUAGAUAAGUUAUUAAAAUUUAUUUUAUGUCAUUAGUUGUUUGUAACCUUAUAAUUAGACAUAAUUUGUUUUGAACAUUUUUAUUAUGCAUUUUCCUUUGCUCAGUAUUCCAUUUAAACCUCAUAAUUAGUAAAUUAGAUUAAUCCAUAAAUGGACUUCAAUACAAAAUUAAUAUACAAACUAUAAAGUUCAUCUCACAAUUUUAUUUUA
Spinacia oleracea (spinach) is the source of this 1642-nucleotide messenger RNA. RefSeq lists its product as uncharacterized. NCBI's taxonomy places the organism in Eukaryota, Viridiplantae, Streptophyta, Magnoliopsida, Caryophyllales, Amaranthaceae. Bases 596 to 1411 code for a protein of 271 amino acids. The record is from RefSeq and is a predicted model, not a curated record. The transcript has 5 exons.